Molecule: messenger RNA, 3390 nt
Organism: Haplochromis burtoni (Burton's mouthbrooder)
Lineage: Eukaryota; Metazoa; Chordata; Actinopteri; Cichliformes; Cichlidae
Product: segment polarity protein dishevelled homolog DVL-3
Exons: 15
Coding region: 492-2546 (684 amino acids)
Biological process (GO): canonical Wnt signaling pathway; intracellular signal transduction
Cellular component (GO): cytosol
Molecular function (GO): frizzled binding
Source: RefSeq, a predicted model, not a curated record
CUCCUCACCUGCGGAGGGCGCUCCUCCGAGACAGGCUCGGACGAUUUUAUGCAGUUUCGUGUGCAACAAAGUAAAGCCGAGCAGCUAGCGAGAAGGGAGUACGGACCCUUCUGAGAUUGUUUAUUUUUGCACCGCUUUGAAACUGUUUUUCCUCACGUAUUUCUAAGGUUUUUGUGAUAUAUUGUACGUUUUACACAAACGGAAACUAAAGCAAUUCAGUCCUGGGGCGGUGUUUGGACGCUUUGUGGAACAGCAAGGUGUUUUUGUAAUAGAGAGUCAGGCGUAACGUUAGCAAGCUGCCGUGAAGAAAAAAGAAAGGGGAAAAAAGGCAGAACCGGGCACUACGGAACGGGUCGGUCAGCCAGAGAGAGCCGGGUGGACCACGGCAAAGCCGCAGCCGCCAGCGCCACGGGGAGUCGGGGCCCGAGAGGGAGCCUGCCAGGCCCUUGGCUUGAUGCAACCAGUCUGCCUUGCCUUAGCCGCAGUCCGAGAUGGGGGAGACCAAAAUUAUCUACCACCUCGACGACCAGGAGACACCAUAUCUGGUGAAACUGUCGGUGCCAGCGGACAAAGUCACGCUGGCAGACUUCAAAAAUGUCCUCAAGAAACCAAAUUACAAAUUCUUCUUCAAAUCUAUGGACGAUGACUUCGGGGUGGUAAAGGAAGAAAUAUCUGAUGACAAUGCUAAGCUGCCCUGCUUCAAUGGACGUGUGGUGUCAUGGUUGGUCUCUGGAGACGGCGCGCACACGGACGCAGGCUCGGUGGCGGAUAGUUUAGAGCCGACACCACCUCUGGAGAGGACCGGGGGCAUUGGAGACUCGAGACCCCCUUCCUACCAUGGGAAAGCAGCAAGUGGUCGGGACAGCCUGGACAAUGACACAGAGACCGGCUCCAUGGUGUCUCAGAGGAGAGAGCGGGAGAGGCCGCGACGGAAACACACUAAUGACCAUGGUGGGAGGCAGAACGGGUACUCAUCGCGGGGUAUGGGACGCGGAGGCCCCGAGUAUGACAGCUGCUCGUCCUUCAUGAGCAGCGAGCUGGAGUCCACUUCCUGCUUUGAUUCAGAUGAUGACGAUGCAACCAGCAGGUUUAGUAGCUCCACUGAGCAGAGCUCUUCUCGUCUAAUGAGACGACAUCGACGCCGGCGAAGGAAACCCAAGGCUUCCAAUAUGGACAGGUCUUCGUCAUUCAGCAGCAUCACAGACUCCACCAUGUCGCUGAACAUCAUCACUGUGACUCUCAACAUGGAAAAGUAUAACUUCUUGGGCAUCAGUAUUGUGGGUCAGAGUAAUGAGAGAGGUGAUGGAGGAAUCUACAUCGGCUCCAUCAUGAAGGGAGGAGCUGUGGCUGCAGAUGGACGCAUAGAGCCCGGGGAUAUGCUGCUGCAGGUGAACGAUAUAAACUUUGAGAACAUGAGCAAUGAUGAUGCUGUUCGAGUACUAAGAGACAUAGUGCACAAGCCGGGCCCCAUUACUCUGACAGUUGCAAAGUGCUGGGACCCAAACCCUCGGAGCUGCUUUGCUUUGCCCAGGAGUGAGCCAAUCCGGCCUAUCGACCCCGCUGCAUGGGUGUCUCACACGGCAGCCAUGACUGGGGUGUACCCUCCAUAUGGCAUGAGCCCUUCCAUGAGCACAGUCACCUCCACCAGCUCCUCAAUCAGCAGCUCGAUCCCUGAGACUGAACGAUUCGAUGACUUCCACCUCUCGAUUCACAGUGACAUGGCAACGGUUGCUAAGGCCAUGGCCUGCCCAGAGUCAGGUCUGGAGGUGCGAGACAGGAUGUGGCUCAAGAUAACCAUCGCUAAUGCCUUUAUUGGUUCUGAUGUGGUGGACUGGCUCUUCCAUCAUGUGGAAGGAUUCACAGAUCGCCGUGAAGCUCGUAAAUAUGCCAGCAAUUUGCUGAAGGCUGGGUACAUCCGACACACAGUCAAUAAGAUCACCUUCUCUGAACAGUGCUACUAUGUCUUUGGAGACCUCUGUGGCAACAUGACCCACUUGUCUCUGCAUGAUCAGGAUGGAUCCAGCGGUGGUGCCUCAGAUCAGGACACCCUCCCCCCUCUGCCCCAUCCUGGGUCAGCCCCUUGGCCCAUGGCCCUGCCCUACCAGUUCCCUAUUCCACACCCUUACGAUCUGCCGCAGCCCUUCCAUGGUGGACCAGGAGCUGGUAGUGCAGGGAGCCAGCACAGUGGGAGCAGCGGUUCUAACUGUAGCAAGAAUGAGGGCCGAAAAUCCGGUGGCAGUGGCAGCGAAUCAGACAUCAGGAGCCACCGGGCACCAAGUGAGCGCUCAGUGGCUCCCCCUAGUGAACGAAGCGUCCGCAGCUCUGUGAGCCACCGCAGUGCCAACUCCCACUCUAUAGCCUAUGGGCCUGGUCUUGUGUACGGCCCCCCUGGCCUGCCCCCUCAGCCACCACAUCUUUCUACAGCUGCACCUGGUGCCCCACCAGGCAGAGAGCUUGCCUCGGUGCCCCCUGAGCUCACUGCGUCACGGCAGUCUCUGCGAAUGGCGGUGGGCAACGCCGGAGAAUUCUUUGUUGAUGUGAUGUGACACCGGUUAUAGAGACCUAAAGGCAGAAAUGGAAACCACCCUGUUGUGUAUGCUGAGAGAAAAUGCUCCUCCUCUCUUGUACUUUUUCUUAGUAGUUGUAGUGGUCAUACUUUCUUCAGUGAAGAAACACCCCCCCACCCUGCUCCAGAUGGAACCAAAGCGCCUUUCUCAGUUUCCGCUCCAUGGUGGGGAAGAGUUUUAGCAAGGACAAAGAGCAGAAGAAGGGAGGGAGGCAGUGGAAAUGGUCAGCUGGGGAAGAUGACUCAGUGCUUUUCCACAUGGAUGUUUUUCAUUUGUUCUUCUUUUCACUCUUCCCUCCCUCCUCUGGGUUCCUUAUCUAAUGUUCUCUGUCCUCCCCCACCCCUGUCCACGUCAAAACUGAGAGAGACUGAAGCCUCUUCCCUCUUCCUGUUUUUUUUUUUUUUUCCCCCACUUGCUGACCUCUAACAAGAAAAAAAGAAUGACUGAAAGAAGCUGAAAUGAACACUAACUGUUAACCUUAUUCAGACUUUUAAAGUAUUUGCUUGACUUAAGAGAGAAAGAAAGAAAGAAAUGUAUGUAGUGCAAGAGAAUUACAGUCCAUACUUUGAGAAUGCAUUUGUUUUAUUAUAUUUGUAGCUGGUCACAACUAGUUUCUUUUUCUUUUUAAUGCUUAAUAUGAGCAUCCAGUUUCCAGAGUCGUUUUUAUACGGCACAACUACAUUUUCAUCUGCUAACCAGCGAAUCUUCAGAUUGUCUUGUGAUAAUGUAUAGUGGAAAAAAAAAAUUCUUACCAUGACUUUCACACUACUCUUUUAUCAAGGAAAAUGUCUUUUUAUUUAUAAAUAUAGUUUUAUGACUUAAA